AUGGUUCUCCCCAAGAGCAUCCUCCUCGCCCUUGCCGCCAUCCCAUGCGUGCUCGCUGCUGUCGCCAGUCCUCGUGCUCCCGAUCUUGACUUGGACGAUGGAAUGACAUGGACCGGUCGUAUCUUCAAGACCGAUACAGAGGUCACCGAGCUUCACGGCACGGCUACGGAAAUUCUCGCCCAAAUUCUCGCCAUCAACCCCGAGUACAACGCUGCCGAGAUCGCUCCCGAGGAUGCCCUCGAGGCCCUGGAGAAGCGUGCCGAGGUGCUCACCUGCGGAACAAUGGCUACCGGCGACCUCGAGCGGUCCAUCACUGCUGCCAAUGAUCUCAAGAAGCUAGGCCAGAACUGCGGUGCCCCGUCCAAGCGCUGCCGCCGCAUGACAUGCCAAUCCACCACCGCCAGUUACAUCUGCAGUGAGAACAGCUCGGAUGUUUCCAUCCCUUGCUCCACUGCCGGGAGACAGGUGAACCAUAUCAUACUCAACUGCUGCCAAGGCUACAGGGCUGGAAGAUCUGGGCACAUUUACCAGGACGGAAGAUACAGCAUUUGGCUCGGCUAUGGAAACUGCAAUCACGCCACCAAUGUCUUCCCCCACACCUACCCUUAUCCCGGUGGGAACGUUAACGGUGGCUGCUACAACGACUAA
Molecule: messenger RNA, 648 nt
Organism: Podospora anserina S mat+
Lineage: Eukaryota; Fungi; Ascomycota; Sordariomycetes; Sordariales; Podosporaceae
Exons: 3
Coding region: 1-648 (215 amino acids)
Source: RefSeq, a predicted model, not a curated record